Syngnathoides biaculeatus (alligator pipefish) is the source of this 9880-nucleotide messenger RNA. Its product is annotated as zinc finger homeobox protein 3-like. Lineage: Eukaryota; Metazoa; Chordata; Actinopteri; Syngnathiformes; Syngnathidae. Gene Ontology annotation, molecular function: RNA polymerase II cis-regulatory region sequence-specific DNA binding; zinc ion binding; DNA-binding transcription factor activity, RNA polymerase II-specific. Gene Ontology annotation, cellular component: nucleus. Bases 298 to 8649 code for a protein of 2783 amino acids. The record is from RefSeq and is a predicted model, not a curated record. Gene Ontology annotation, biological process: brain development; regulation of neuron differentiation; regulation of transcription by RNA polymerase II. The transcript has 11 exons.
UCUUGUGUGUUUACUCCAGCCUGCCUGCAUGUAGCUUUAAUUAACACUGUUUGCUAAACAACUUGGAAGACGGCUGCUCUCUCCUGUUUCUCUCCCCCCCCCCUCCGUCAUCCUUCCUUCCUUCGGCCAGGACCGAGCCGAAACAAGACCAAAAAAAAAAAAAAAAAAACAACAAAACGGGGAAUGCGCGCUUGCUUUUUCGGACCGCUGCAACUCGGACGCCACCCUCGAGCCUGCGGUGAGCGGAGCCGCUGCAGAAAUGUGGGGUGGUGAUGCUCAGCAGCUGUAGCCUCCGCUAUGGACAUCGGUGAGGGAGGAGGAGGAGGAGGAGGAGGGGACGGAGGGGGAGGAGCGGACAGAGAUGCGGACCUCGGUCCCCGGGCUUUAUGUCGCCCUCUCCUGUCCCCGGCAUCCGUCCCCGAGCAGGGGUCGGCCUCUCGUACCUCCGCCGGGGCUCCUUCCAAAGAGCUCGCGACUCCGCGUGAGAAGCAGGGUGAGGUGGGCGCCGAGGGGUCCCGGGCCGGAGGAGAGAUCCAGGCAGGAGGGGGGCGGAAGGACGGACGCUGUCACGCACGUCAGGACGACGGGGCGUGCCAAAAGCGGUGGAUGAAAGAGAUCUUCUGGGAGGGAAAUCCGUCAGAAACGGCGGGUGUCUCAAAAUCCGUCGGCGGCGUCAGAGGAGGGGAGGAGAAAGAAGAGGAGGAGGCCAUCUCAAACCAAAGCCAAACCAAAUCCAAAUGUUCUUUAUUACCUCAACAGAGCCAGCAAAGCGCUUCUUCCAGCACGGCGAAGGCCAGUGGCACGCUCGACCGCAAAACAGCCGCCUCUCCAAAGUCCUCCCAGACUCCCCCCGCGUCUCCAAAAGCCUCCUCUUUUCUUUCCACCUCUCCAAAGCACUUCACCUGUCCCUCUUACACUUCUGCCCUGCUGAGCGACACAGAGGCAAAAGACCUAACAGGAGAUCAGGGCUGGAUUUCGAGGUUUCCUCAGAGCUUUAAAUCCCAGCAGUCGGCUCUGGCUUUCCCACUGGCAGGUGUGGAGGGAGCCAGUGCGCCUGCCGAGGACGACGGGCCGCCAGGGGUUCCUCACUCUUCCAUUUCCAACGGAAAUGGUGCCAAAGCUCCGGAACCAAAAGACAGCCCGCUUGAGACGGAUAUGGACGAGGAGCGAGACCACGAAGUGGAAGAGAAGGGAGCUGUCCCCAAAAACCUUAACCAAGAGCUCUCCCCAAAUUCGCUGACGAAUCACAUGACUGUCAUGCACUCGCGCAAUUCCUGCAAGACGCUGAAGUGCCCCAAGUGCAACUGGCACUACAAGUCUCAGCAUACGCUGCAACUCCACAUGAAAGAGAAACACCCCGAGCCAGGCGGCCAGUGUGUGUGCGGCACCUCCGGCAGGAAGUGCGUUUGCGGCAAUUCGACACGGGGCGCGUGCGGCUACUGCAGUUCAGGGAAACCCCAUCCCCGCUUGGCCCGGGGCGAAACCUACGCCUGUGGCUACAAGCCCUACCGCUGUGAGGUGUGCGACUACGCGACUUCUUCGAAAGGCAACCUCAGCAUACACAUGCAGUCGGAUAAACACCUCAACAAUGUGCAAAAUGGGGGGCACGCCAGUGGCCAGAUGCACACUUCGCACGUUAGUACCAACAACAGUAGCUCCUCGAACGGGGCAACGCUCGACGAGCAAACUUACAAGCACUCUCUUUCGAUCCCCGCAUCCGCCGCUCAGCCGGCCAAGCUGACGCUACCGGCGCAGUCUCCCUCGCACGGCAAGCGGUGGCGCUGUGACGUCUGCGACUACGAAACCAGCAUCGCCCGCAACCUGCGCAUACACACCACCAGUGAGAAACACACACAUAACAUGCUGAGGCUGCAGAGGGGCUACUACCUGUCCCACUGCAGGGGCCUUAGUCCCCAUCUGAAACAGUUACAGAACGCAGGUGGAGAGCUGUCCCUGAACAUGAGACUGACCACGGAACAAAUCGGAGAACAGCCCGUCAGCCUCGGUUCUACGCUGACUCCUUCCCCGUCGCCUUCGCCCUCACCCCCGCCAGCCUUGUCUUUGUCUCCCACCGGACCACUCUCCCAGGGUGUGUUCCAGUGCCUGGUCUGCUCCUGCUUUUCGUCCGAUAGCUUAGAAUCGGUGGAGCAGCACCUGAACGCCCCUCGCUCCCUGCCCCAGUCCGAAUGGUGCUCCCUGGUCGCCGGCGGCUGCCACUGCAGGCUCUGCGGCUACACCACCCCGCUGAGGGCCAACUUCUCCUUGCACUGCCAGACUGACAGGCACAGAACCCGCUACCAGCUCGCGGCUCACGUUCAAGAAGGGGGUGACCGGGGUCAGGAAGGCGCCGCCUUGAUAGCUAAGGGCAACCCUAUUCAGCUGAGGUGCAACCUGUGCGAAUACGCAACGGGCAGUUUGGAGAAGCUACAAGGACAUUCCCGGAGUUCCCACCACGAGUCCAGUGUUCGGGUUUACAGAUUCCUGCAGCAGUACGAUGGCGAGGUCGAUGGUGGUUUGAGUCUGUUCCAUUGUCUCCUAUGCAACCACUCUUCGUCCUCCAAGCUUCAAGUUCUGAAACACAGUCAAACGCCGACUCAUCAGCAGAGGGAGGGGCUGCUGCAGCUACAGCCGAUGGGGGGAGAGGAGCUGGCAGCCAUUUUCACCAUCACAAAAAACCCCGAUGGGGUCACAGGAGAACUUAAUGAGGAUGUGGAAAAUUGCGGCGAGGUCCUAACUGGCCCUUCGGAGCAAACCAAAGACAACUUGGGGGUUAAGCAGAGUCAUAAUGAGACAGAAAAUGUGGCCGAGGAGGGAGACAAGAGGGAGUCGUUCAAGCGUCAGGCAACUGGACGUGGGGAAAUGGAAAACUCCAACACAACCAAACGACCACGAACACACCAGCAAGGCGAGAACCGGCAGACUGUCCAGUGCCCUUUGUGCCAAGCUCAAAUUCCGUACGCACGCCUUCGACCGCAUCUCACGCACGUGCACAGCGUGGCACAGGACUGCGUAGAUAAGCUCAUCGGCGCAGUCGCACCGUCCAUGGAGCAAGUUCAGCCUCAGCGGGAGAUUGAACUCCCAUCUGACCUGUGCACGGAUGAUACACUGAAAAGUCAAAACGUGAAAAAUAGCCAGUCACGUGCUUUUCAUACGAUGGAUUCCAUGACCUCAGCUGAGUCCCCGAAAAAGAAAAACGUUCCAGGAGAGAACACGGAGGGAAAUGUAGCCGCACCCAAAGAUGUUACAGCUCUGCUCACCCCACCUCUUGAAGACAACGCCACUCACCCUUCCAACGGAAGACUGGCUCCUCAAUCUCUGACUCACACACCUCCCUCCUCCCCGACCGCCGACCUCCCUCUGCUUUCCGAUCGCCAUGGUUACCGGUUCCGUUGCAGCAGGUGCAGCUUGGCGUUCCCCACUCAGGAGAAGCUCCAGCUUCACUGGCAGUACCACGCCAUGAGGGCGGCAACAGAAUGCCCGCUCUGCUCCAGACAGUGUCGCAGUCAGGAGGCCCUGCAGAGACACAUGCAGAAUACACACUCGCAGCCGGAUAACGGUGCAGCCUCACUGCCUCAUCUGACGCAAUACGUAGAGCACAGUAAGAGCUCAUUCCAACAAGACGUCAGUCUAUCGCCCCAACUUGCCCAAGAAGCCGGUGAGGAUGACGAGAUGGAAGAAGAACUGCAAGAAGAGGAAGAAGGAAAGGAACACAGAGAGGCGUGGAAAACUAAAGACAAAGACCUAACUGGUGAAACUGGCGGGGGUGACGACCAAUUAACCGAACCGGAAAAAGUACUGAAUGAUGGAAUUUCAUCAGAGCCCAGUUCCAUUUCUCUGACCAAAAAGAGCUGUAACCCAACAAUGGACCGAUAUUUGGAUCCAGCAAGGCCGUACAAGUGCACUGUGUGUUCUGAAUCUUUUACCCAGAAGACAAUUCUUCUGGUUCACUACAAUUCAGUGUCCCAUCUCCACCGAGCCAGGCGAGCCCUGCAGGAAUCGAACACAAAUAUCUCUGCCCCAGAGGCUCCCCGUGGCCAAGAUCCUCGACCCUACCGAUGCAGGCUGUGUGGCGUGGGCUACAGCCAGAGCUCCACGUUGGACAUACAUCUACGCUCAGUUCUUCACCAAACGAGAGCUCGUGCUGCGCAGAACCAAGGUACACAAACACCAGUGUCUAGUGGAGCUACUCCAGUAUCUGCCACGACCACAGCUUCUACUACUACUCAGUCUCCUAUUACUGGUAAGGAGGUGUGUAGUUUGCCUUUAACCAAGAAGCCAGAUGCAACUACUACUACUACUACUACUACUACUACUAGUACAACAUCGGGAUCAGUUACUGAGUUCCAAUCGAGUGUCUCAACCGAUUGUCACCAGGCUAAAAAGAGAGUUGCAGAACUGAUAGCAUCAAGAAACCAGCUACUACUAAUUCAACAGCAGCAUUUGGCCCAGGCACAGGCCCAAGCCCAGUUACAACACACAGCACUGCUCCAGGCCCAAGCGAUGCAGCAUCUCCCUCUCGGACCAGAGAGUCUCUUUCAGCACUUCUCUUUGGCACCGGACAACUUGCUGUCUCUGCAGCAACAACUUCUUCUGCCAUUUUACUUUCCGGGAGACGUGAAACUUAACACAGAGUUGGCAAUAAGGCGCUUGGAACAAACCCAAUCUGAGUCAGCCAAGUCUAUCCCGAGUGAACAGAUUAAUGGAGAGGCCAAAAGAGAGAACAACCCUCAAACAGAUGAAAAACACAUUCAGAAUCAAUUUUCAUCCCCAGAUGACAUCCAAACAAAAGAUAUGACAUUUGACGCUCAAGUUGAAUACGGCCUUGAAUCCUCCAGCAGCCCAAAAGAAAAAGAAUGCAUCAGAAGUCUUAUUGACGAAAAGGAAAUCUCUCCUCCUGUUGUUAAAAAUGAGUCUCAAACACAGGAAAAUGAUUCAUCCACAGUUCAAGUCUCAAAAUCACAGUGCCCUCCACCAAGAGUCCCAUAUGCUGCUGUGAACGGGGAAGCUCUUAGGACUUUGUUGCAGAGUUAUGGCUAUGAGUUAGCGUUACAGUAUAUACAAAGUAGACACAGGCACCAGCAGCAGAUUGCAACCCAAAUGCUAAAUAUGAGAAACGAAUCUUCGGAUGUUCACAAAGUGGAAAUAUAUUCGGGGGAAGAAAAAAAUCCAACUGGAGCGUUUGGGGGAAGGCCGCAAAGCUGUAAUGCGGAUAUCAAAAAUGAAGUUGAAGACGUGCAGCGUUUCCAAGGGGAACAUAAUCGAGGCACAUGUGAUGAGAUUGAUGAACAGGCAAACAAAGAGAGAGACUGCUGCGGAAGAGGAAAGAAGUGUAGCGAUUGUGGGAAGUUUUUUUCAGAUGCCAUGAUUUUAAAAAGUCACCAGGAAUACAUUCACAGACAAGUGCUUCCCACUGCCGCGCUAGAGCGGUUUUCCAGAGAAUACCGACUACAAUACGAUCAAUUGUACCCCCUGAAUGAGAAAAAAUCUGGAGAGGAUUCAUCUCAGAGUACACAAUUUACAAUUCCGGCGACAUCCUCAGAAUCAGAACUCGUAUCUGAAGCUGAUAAAUCUCAACUCAAGACAAACAAACCUCUGUCCUCAUGUUUGGAGACUGAUAAAAAACCAUGCGCUACAGCUGAAGACCUAACAACUGCCUCUGAACCCUCUACUGCACAGUCUUCUUCUCAACCUCAAAUACAUCCCCAAAGAGAGGUACCCCUUACAAGCACUUCAUCAACUGUCACUUCUCAAAACACAUCACCAGUGAUUUCCAUGUCUGUUCCCUUACCAAAACUACCUAUGCUUCCUCUGUCCCAGCUUUCUAUUCCCCCAUUGACUUUACCAAAGCUUCCCUUACCCCCAAUUCCUUUUCCGAUGGACCUACCGCUCAUUCCUCCAGUAGUGAUGCAGUCUGUGGGUCUGCAGCCCCAAACUUGGUUAGACUCGAGUGUGAACCCAGAGCUGGCAAAACUCUACCAGUCUCAACUGCUUAGGCAACAGGCAUCUAUUAGUUCAGCAGUGAUUUCACAACCAUCUCAGCUAAGCCCAGCACUGCUCAGCCAGCCUGCUGAAGUUAAUACUUCGCUGCUGAAUCAACCAGUUCAGAGCAGCUCCGUUCCGACAGGAGGGCACAAACCCCAAGUCAGCCCAACGUUACUGGAGCAACAGCAAAGCAAGAGAACCCGCACUCGAAUCUCUGAGGAACAGCUGGCUAUUCUGAGAAAACACUUUGACAUCAACAGUCUCCCUAGCGACGAUGAGCUAAACACAAUAUCUGGUCAGUCUGGUCUACCACACAAAGUCAUCAAACACUGGUUUCGGAACACCCUUUUUAAAGAGCGCCAACGUGACAAGGACUCACCAUAUAAUUUCAACAACCCACCAACCACAGCCCUUGAGGAGUCCAGAGAGGAAGUCGCACAGACAAUGUCUCCAUCUUCCCCCUCACCACCGCCGACAGACAUGUCCCAUCAAACUCACUCAGUUGACAUCCAAAGAAGCAAUACCCACAGGGGCAGGCGCUCUUCUCGAACCCGUUUUACAGAGAAGCAGCUGGAUAUGCUGCAGGGUUUUUUUGAAACAACUCCCUAUCCUAGAGAGGAGGAAUAUGACCGGCUAUCAGCCCUAUUGUCUCUUCCAAACAGAGUCAUUGUGGUAUGGUUCCAAAACGCUAGGCAAAGAGCCCGCAAGAGCCAGGACAGAAUGGCCGAUGACGGAAUUGAGGGGACAAGCCAGCUUGACUCUAUCAGAAAGAGAGACGGAUACUACAAGAAUGAUGAUAUGGAGGGUAACGGCAAUGGGGAUGAAGGGCAAGGUGACACUCACAAUGAAAAUUCCAUGGAUCUGACAUAUGAGUACUAUACCCAUCCAGACUCCCCUUCCCCUGAUUCCUCUACUAUUUAUACAGAAAGCGAGAAUUCGCUGGGCACUGAAGAAUUAACAACUACUGUCAAGAAACUAGAAAAUAAAACAGCCACACCUCAAAUGAGCAAAAAUGUUAAAAGGGAAAGUACAGGUAUACACCCCGAGAGCAACGAAAUAGUGCAGGCAGUGAAAAGUGUGUCCUACCCAGAAGCUGAGAAUCUGAUCGAACCUCAGCGAGAGAGUUCAGCAGAAAAACCCCAACCUCGUGCUUCUGCCCUUCCAGAAACCACGGAACAGAACGGCCCACCAACGCCUCAUGCAAUCCAGGAACCCAUCGAGAGUUCAUCCCCAAAUAAAAGUGUCAAAAAACCUUCAGGGACAUCACCGAGGUUCCCUUCAUCUCCAGAGUCUGACAAUAACCACACUCGCCAGCCUGAUGCCUCCUCCUGUCUAUCCGCUGAGACUCAGUCGCUAAACCAACUCCCAGUCCCAAACCUGUUUCAGUGCAAUCUAUGCCCAAUGUCACUGCCAUCAUUGCAGAUAUGGCAGGAACAUCAGACAAGGCACCUCCUUGCGGCUCAGUCGCAGGUCCAACUCCUUCAUUCUGGCUUCACGGAAAGAACCUUGCCAUACAUGAUGCUCCACUCAAACCACUCCCUGAUGGCCAGCCAAAUGCUCUCAGGUGCUAUGACACCGUUGCACCCUAAUCCCACAAGUCCCAUGGCUUCACACAUAAAUAGCACACAAGUUAAGAACUCACUCGCUGACCUGUCUCAGAGUUCCUUGAAGCAGAACACAAAGCUAAUGUCCGAGGGCAGUUUUGAUGUUCAAAGGUAUAGCAGAGAGGCUGAGGAAGAGCACAGAAGGGACAAGCGCCAGAGAACCACGAUCACCCCAGAACAGCUUGAAGUGUUGUAUCAGCGUUAUAGCCUAGACUCCAACCCCACCAGAGGAGUCCUGGAGGGCAUUGCACAGGAUGUGGGUCUCACAAGAAGAGUAGUUCAGGUCUGGUUUCAAAACACACGGGCGAGAGAGAGAAAAGGGCAGUUCAGGUCAAUGGGGCCGGGUUCAAGUUUCAGCAUGGGCUUGAACCACCUCCGCUGUCCAUUUUGCAGGGCUCUGUUUAAGGUGAAGAGUGCUCUGGAUGCCCACAUGAGAUCACGUCACUGGGUAGAGGCUGAAAGAGCAGGCUACAACUUAUCAAUGAAUAAUGGAUCCAGCGGGCCCAACGAGAUGGCUAUGUCUUCCGUCAUGGACAAACCAGGCCCAUCUAUCUCCUGUAACGUCGUCCUAAACACUGGCAUUGCAACUAGCAACCACAACGAGCGAACAAUGAAGCCACCUCUUGCAUUUCUGUCCACAACCAAUGAUCUGACCAACCCAGGGGAGUAUGAUGACUUCGAGGAAGAUGAUGAGGAGUUUCAAUGUGAAGAGGGUUCAGGUUUGGCUGACCAGGGAUCUCAGAGUCCAGAGGGAUCAGGGGGUCCAAGCUCGGACUGGGGUGAGACUCUGCAGCAACACCACCAUCAGCAGCAACGCCAAAGGACACAGAUGAGCCAUUUCCAGGUACUCCAUCUUAGAGACUUCUACAAGAGCCACCGUACACCAAAUCGACAUGAGUGUGAGGCACUCGGCCGGGAAUUGGGCCUACCUCACCGUGUUGUGCAGGUAUGGUUCCAGAAUGCCAGAGCCAAGGAGAAGAGGGCAAGAACCUUGAGCUCGGACUCUGCAGAAAGAGAGCAAGCGGAGCUGACAGCAGCGGCGGGGGAGAGAGACCGGGCUUAAAGAGGGUCCCUUUACGUUAUUCUACUUUGCCCUUAAACCUCCUGUCUACUGUCAACCUCUUACACAAAACUUCACAUUGCUGCCAAACCUGAUUCCUGAGCACCCCAAAGAUGCAGAGCCACUGUGGCCCAAAGAGAACCCUUUUCAGCUGAAAGUAAGCCCAAACCAAGCGCUUUCUACGCCAACUUUUUCUCUUUUUUUUUUUGCGCGCAGUUCCGUCUUUCCUUGUUGCUCCAAGUCGUGUUGUGUCAAGACACCUUUCUACAACCAAAUUCUGACUUGGAAAAGAACAACCAACCAUGCCACAUAGGCCAAAGAGCAUUUUCCAAGUAUGUGACCUCACUGCCUGGCUAGACCUGCAGUCUACCUCUCACGUCACAAUGACAGACUUGAUGUGGGCCCGGUCAACCAGACAGUAGGACUAGCAGUGUAGCAUUUAGUGCUGGUCUUCUAAAGGCUAAAACAGGAACCGUCAAAGGAAUUUUAAUGUAAAUAGAGUAUUCCAAAAGAUAGACUUGAAGAAGAAAAAAAAAAAAGAACGCAGUUAAGGAUGGAAGAUGGGGAGGAAACCAAGUAAUAUCCUGAAAUAGAUGGUGGUAUUUCCGUUGAGCUUUUGUAAAGACUGACUCAGAUUCCAGAGCUCGUAACCAAAAUUUUUCACGUCUGUGGUUUUCAUCGUGUUUUCGGUAAAACACUUCAGAGCCGACGUCUGUACGGUGAAGGCCGAGCGCUGCGCCGGGUCCAGGAGAAGAACAGACCAAAUGGACCGACGCCGUUGCCCGUAGGCAGCGCCGCCCGCCGCAAGCCAAUGAUGACUCUUCUGUCGUUCGUGGACACCUUCUACGUUCCUUUUGUGGAUAAUAACCCAAAUAGCACAGAACAGAAAGGCCAGUUUGCCCCGAAAAGGGACAAACUAUUUUUAUAGCACUCAACCAUAAUACUGUACUGUAUAUGAUAACUUUAACCAAACUCUAAUUUACAUUGUGUGUGUGUGUCUAGUCAAUAGUUUCUUAAUAUAAAUCUUAUAAAUUUGAGAUCAAGCGGUAUACUAGUGUGAUGAUGAUGAGAAGAUCGUGACCGCUUUGAUAUGUUCAGGUCAGGAUUCAAACUGCCUUUCUGUUCUUGGAAUAUACCAAUGGCUUACCGAUGUUCGACAAAUAUAAAAAGCUUUCUCCGCUCAGGUCAGCAGCUCAUUGCGGCUCCUCCUCCUCCUCCAAUGUGAACCAGACAU